This is a messenger RNA of Fusarium oxysporum Fo47, 977 nucleotides long. Its product is annotated as large-conductance mechanosensitive channel. NCBI's taxonomy places the organism in Eukaryota, Fungi, Ascomycota, Sordariomycetes, Hypocreales, Nectriaceae. The record is from RefSeq and is a predicted model, not a curated record. The transcript is spliced from 4 exons. Gene Ontology annotation, molecular function: mechanosensitive monoatomic ion channel activity. Gene Ontology annotation, biological process: intracellular water homeostasis; monoatomic ion transport. The coding region runs from base 72 to 674 and encodes 200 amino acids.
AGCCAUUAUAGCAUUGGUAGCUUUCAGGUUAUCCGAACACAAACAACGCUUGGUCAUUUGACUCCUCGCCCAUGUCCUGGCUGUCUGGCCUUUGGAGAACAUCACGUCCAAACUAUCGCAUCAUGCCCGGCAGAUCUCACGAUGAGGAGUCUGGCUCAGGAGAGUCAGAGUCCCUGCUUGGCCGAGGCCACAAGAGAGUUAAGCGCUUCUGGGAAGGCUUCGUCGACUUUGCGUUUCAAGAUGAUAUCCUCAAGAUCGCCGUUGGUUUGAUUCUUGCAGCCGCUUUCACAGACCUAGUAAAGUCUUUCGUGAGCGAUGUAUUGAUGCCACCUAUCUCGAUUCUCCUCCCGCUCAACAGAAACAUGGAGGAGAAGUUUGCCGUUCUGCAAAAGGGACCCAACUACAAUAAGACAACCGGCUACAACACCCUUCAUCAGGCGCAAGAGGACGGUGCCGUUGUCCUAGCAUAUGGAUCUUUUGUUGGCCAAAUGAUAUCCUUUCUUGUGCUGGGCAUCGCUCUCUAUGGACUCGCGCACUUGUGGCAGCUUGCUUCAUCCGAACCCAUCAUCAAGCACACAAAGAAGUGCAAGUACUGCAGACAGCGCAUCAACGAAAAGUCUAUUCGCUGCAUCCAGUGUACCAGUUGGCUUGAUGGACGAGAGGACCGCAACUGAGUUGACCUUGAACAUCUCGUACGCAUACGUGAUACCCUUUGCUUUUUGUCUUUUUGCAUCCCCGUGUUGUUCACAGAUUGCUCAUUCUUUAGUGAGAUGUUAUGCAUAAUGCUUGCUUUAUCAUGGCGGUUAUUGGUAGACUCAGUCUUAUUGUUACCAUUUGGAAGUGUUGCUGUUUUAGCCCAAAUACCAAGAGGCUCAUACUACGUUCAAGCUGAUCAACCGUGACUCAACAUGUGCCAUCCUCAGUAUCCAUUGUCCAAUACGUGACAUGCGUGGCUGGCUGGCUGCCAGGAUGGAGCU